UCUCGUCGGUUCCGCAGCACCGAGGCCGAUUGGGCGACCAACACUCUCGUUCUCAAAACGAAGUGUGGACAGACGUAUCGCGUGCCUUUCAUAGGUACCACUGCGACACCACGCCCCGAUCCUCCUCCCUCGGAGCCUUCCGUGCCCACACCAUCUCCUUCUAUCACUGUCACUUCGCCUUAGCAGUUCGCCCACUUCAUCCGACAGGAUGAUGUCACCUUCUUUAUGGUGAACGUGAAGGAUCUCUUACACUAUGAUCCACCCUGUCCCGACGUCGAGCUCAUCCCUCUGGAGCCAGAUCCUCCUUCUAUCUCCAUGGCUCCCAUCUCCACAUCCCAACCUCCGCCGUCCGUCGAGUCCACCCCCCCGUCGUGCGCUGACGCUGACGCUGAGGAACUCGCACGUUAUACGGCUGACCUGGAGCCCGUCGUUCGUGACCUCAUCCGAGAGUACCACGACGUCUUCCCAUCGUCGUUCUCGUACGCCGGCAUCCCACCGAUGAGCGACGUCAAACACUCCAUCCAGCUCGUGCCUGACUAUCGAGUUCACCACCAGGCACCCUACAGACUCUCCAUCCCCGAGGCCACUGAACUCGAGCGUCAGCUUGAGGAGCUCCUGAGACUGGGUGAUUGUCCGAUAGCCUUCUACUCCCGUCAGCUCCUGCCCGCCGAGAUAAACUACACUGCUGAUGAACGUGAGGUUCUCGCAGUAGUUUAUGUCGCUCGGCACUGGCGUCACUACCUGCACGGGGCACCGUUCACGGUGCGUACGGACAACUCUGUUGUCCAGGCUUUCCUGACAAAACCGAAGCUCACUCCUCGACAGGCUUCCUGGUGGCGCGACCUAUCCGAGUUUAGUUUCACCACUGAGCACAUCAAGGGUGAGACUAAUCGGGUCGCCGAUGCCUUAUCCCGGCGCCCUGACCACGACCAGGAGCUGAUCCAGCUCUCUUCCAUCUCGGUCACCACCGUCCACCACUCGGUGACCGACGAGUUUCGCACUCAGUACCGCCACUCCCCCGACUAUCGCGACAUCCACGCGACCCUUCGGAGUGGCAAGACCGUCCCGAACUACUCUCUCGGGGACAACAAUCUUGUGUACUGGCACGGUUCACAGGGCACCAGAGAGCCCCGUAUUUGCGUUCCCUCCACUGGACAGCUACGUGUCCGAGCAGUAGCAGAGUUUCAUGACCAGGCAGCCGCUGGUCAUAUGGGCUUCCACAAGACGUUGGCUCGUGUGAGCAGCCUGUACGUCUGGCCGAAGCGCAAGGACUUUGUGAAGGACUACGUCGCAGAGUGUCCCACCUGUCAGGAGGUGAACAGUGCGAACCACCUGCCUUAUGGUUUGCUCCAGCCUCUUCCUAUCCCUGAGGGUCGUUGGCAGUCCAUCUCGAUGGACUUUAUCAGUCCUCUUCGACCUCAGACCCCCCGCGGUUAUGAUGCUAUCAUGGUCGUCGUCGACCGCUUCACAAAGCGUGCACGCUUUGUUCCGUGCCGCUAUGCCAUCAGUGCACGUGAGGUCGCCGACAUCGUGUUUGACCGAGUCGUGCGUGAACACGACUUACCUCUGAGUAUCAUAUCUGACCGUGACCCGUGCUUUACCAGCCGAUUCUCGCGACGGCUCCACGAGGUGUACGGCACUCAGCUCCGCUUCUCCUCGACUCUCGGAGAUAUUCUCCGAAAGAUCGUUCGUGACGACCAGCAGUGGGAUCUCCAUCUUGCCCACGCGGAGAUAGCCUACAACCACGCYGUCUCGCCAGCCACGGGGAUGUCGCCUUACUAUUGCGACCUYUGCUAUCACCCUCGUGUUCCCGCGGACUUCCUUCGACYGUCMCAGMUGCACCCCGACACGAGUUGUCCCGCGCUGGAUGAUUGGGUUGCACACAUGACGUCGAUCAUGAAGACCGCACAUGAGCACAUAGCCGCUUCCCAGACUCGCAUGGCAGCACGUGCGAACCGAUCGAGAAUGGAUCAUCCAUUCAAAGUCGGUGAUGAUGUGCUUAUCGACGCCCGCCACUUACAGCUCGACGCGGACACACUUCACAAGUUUCGGCGUCGCUUCUUUGGCCCAUGCCGCAUCCUCCAGGCCGUCGGUUCUGAUACGGCUUCUAGCCCGGUCAGUUUCCGUGUGAAGUUGCCCGAUUACCUACGCCAGGCUCGUGUGCACGAUGUCUACCACGUCUCGUUACUGCGUCCUUACCGCAGACCGUCUGAGCGCUUCGCUGGACGACCAUACGAGCGUCCUCCACCCAUCAUGGUGGAUGGCCACGAGGAGUUUCUCGUUUCAUACAUCAUUGGUCGUCGAGCCACCGACGACAACCCUCCCCACGUCGAGUAUCUCGUACGUUGGAAGGGUUACCCUGAUGAGGAGGUUACCUGGGAGGCCCUCGAGCACUUGCAGCACGCUCGCAUGUUGGUGUGUGCCUAUGACCGUGCUCGUCGUGCUGGGUUCACUGCUCCUCCUCAGCCCACUGACCCUCCUCCUUCUCCCCCGGCUGAGGAGACCGCUGAAGUCGAGCCUGCUCCAUCUGAGGCUGACCUUCAGCAGCAGCCGGAUGCUUUUGAGCGUCCACAGCGCACUCGUCGUUGUCCUGCUCAAUACGACGAUUGACUAUGACUUACCUUCCCACGUCUUUGACUUCUCAGUACUCCAUCCACUCCAGUUUUGCUACUUCAGC
Molecule: messenger RNA, 2677 nt
Organism: Chara braunii
Lineage: Eukaryota; Viridiplantae; Streptophyta; Charophyceae; Charales; Characeae
Source: the annotation of a GenBank genome assembly